AUGCUCUCUACCUUGUCUCUGUUCUCCUCAGCACUGCUGGCGUCCACUGCUUUGGCAUGGCCAAGCGCAGUUCCUGCCUCUUUCGUUCAGAACACGACCGUCUUCGUACCACCAGCAAACUGGCCAGACAAGGGAGGAAGCUAUGCUCGCUCUGUCAUGCUCAAUCAGGACUGUGAGCAAGGUACACCCACCAUCUUGGCCACUGCUGCCUACAACGCUCCUGAUGGUCAAUACUUUUUGAUCCAUAAGAGCACCGAUUACGGAGCCACCUGGUCGGAUCUCUCCAAGGCAUACUUCAAUGGCAAUGCCAGCGUCACAGGGGGCAUUAUUCUGCAACCAUUCCUUUACGAACUAAGCCAGCCGUUUGGAAAGUACCAACCUGGAACCAUUCUAUUGUCUGGUAACCGUAUACCUGGGGACUUUUCGAGCACCAACAUUCAGUUGUAUGCCAGUACGGAUAAGGGUGUAUCCUGGGAGUACGUCUCGACGGUAGCCUACGGUGGUCCACCCAACACAGACAACGGCGCACCUUGUGUAUGGGAGCCUUUUAUUCUUGCAUACGAUAACCAGGUAAAUGUGUUCUACUCGGACCAGCGCGAUCCCGCAUAUGGCCAAAAGCUCGCCCAUCAGUCCAGUGGGGACUUGACAUCCUGGGGUGAUGUAGUCAACGACGUCGCCUAUGCAAACUACACCCAGCGCCCCGGCAUGAUCACCAUGGCUCAAAUCGGCAAUGGAAAGUGGAUGUGUUCCUACGAAGUCGGUCUCUGGCCAGACGAAUCCGCACCUUACGCUACCCACUACAAGAUCGCAGACUCACCUCUUGAGUUUGGCUCUGUUGGCGACAACGAGUUGAAGACUCCUGAAGGCAUCUCCAGUGCUGGACCUUACACUGUCUGGACUCCUGCUGGUGGCCCCUCAGGUACGAUCGUUGUGAGUGACUCUACAUACGAUCAAUUUUUCCUCAACACACAGAAUGGCGAUCCCGGCGCUUGGAAGAACGUCAGUAGCCAAGGUCAUGGCGUUGGAUACACUCGCUCUUUGAGAGUCUUGCCUGGAAACGGCGGAAAGACUGUACAAGUCUACAAUGGUGGCAUGUACGGAUCGAACAUGACCGAAUUCACUGUUGGUGACUUCAUUGUGCCGGGACCUGCUGGUCAUGGCCCUGGAGCUCAAGGUUUCCCUGCUUGCAAUCACAACAGCGGUGGCUACGGGCAUGGCUGGGGAUGGGGUAGCCCUUGGUGGUGA
Aureobasidium namibiae CBS 147.97 is the source of this 1245-nucleotide messenger RNA. RefSeq names its product BNR/Asp-box repeat domain protein. The transcript is spliced from 3 exons. Bases 1 to 1245 code for a protein of 414 amino acids. Lineage: Eukaryota; Fungi; Ascomycota; Dothideomycetes; Dothideales; Saccotheciaceae. The record is from RefSeq and is a predicted model, not a curated record.